Molecule: messenger RNA, 594 nt
Organism: Seminavis robusta
Lineage: Eukaryota; Bacillariophyta; Bacillariophyceae; Naviculales; Naviculaceae
Source: the annotation of a GenBank genome assembly
AUGAAGAUCAUCAUUCUUUUCCCGUUUCUUUUCGUGGCCUUGUUCCUUGGUCUUCCAACCGUCGCCUUGGAGGCGACCGCCGUCGGUUCUGCCCAAACCGGAACCAACGACGACGGCGCCUUCCUCGGCGACGGUGAUGUCCCCAACACCAUUGUCGACGGCAAUGUCAUUGGAGGUGAUCCAAACGACCAAGUCGAGGCCAAGUCGCUCGAAGAGCGUCUUGAUGUUUGCGAGGUCAAGUUGCAUCGCUUUGAACAAACCACCGAAUCCGCCGAAGCCUCCGCCGAGGAAUGUACCGUACGUUUGGCUGCCGCUCUUGAAGACAACAAGAUUUGUGCCCUUUUGACUGAUGCUAUGGCGGAAGAUUUUACAAAGGAUCAGCUCAAGAAACAACGCAAAUUGGAGGAAACCACCCUUUUCUUGGCUGCUGAGUGUGACAAGAAGAUUCUUCAGUGCGAGGACAAGGCCAACGCUUGUACCACCCGUUUGGAUCACGUGAUGGAGUAUUCUGCGAAAAUGAGCAAGCCCAGUCUCGAGGAUCUCCACGUGUGCGAGCAUCAGCUGCAUCAGCUGCGUCGCGCAUUGGAGCGCUAG